Messenger RNA from Lingula anatina, 2076 nucleotides. RefSeq names its product cyclic AMP receptor 2. Gene Ontology annotation, molecular function: G protein-coupled receptor activity. Lineage: Eukaryota; Metazoa; Brachiopoda; Lingulata; Lingulida; Lingulidae. Gene Ontology annotation, biological process: cell surface receptor signaling pathway; adenylate cyclase-activating G protein-coupled receptor signaling pathway. The record is from RefSeq and is a predicted model, not a curated record. Gene Ontology annotation, cellular component: plasma membrane.
UUUUGGGAAGCUGUGAUCACGCUGAAUAUGUUUGUACUGAUUAGAAAAAAUCACUCUACUCAGGACUUUGAAGAGUACGGUGAAAACGUUAUGGAGAAGUUGGGGAUUGUAACAUUAAAGUUUUGAUAUUUUACAUUUUUACAAUACCAACAUAGAAGCCAUCUUCACUUAGGGGCUUAAUGCUUAUUUCAACCUCUACAUCCGUUGAUUUUUGGAUUUGUAUUCACUGCGAAUCAUAUGAUAAUGUCACGUUUCAUUUUAUUCACACUCAGAUAUCCAAUGUUGCUGAUAAAUUGUCAAUAUGACUAUUUUUCUUGCAGCAUUUACGUCAUAUCUGGUGUGAUAAUCACCGUCAUAGUUGCCACAGUACCGUUUACGCAACAAGCAUAUGGCCCUUCUGGAAUCUACUGCUGGGUGAAAGAUAACUAUGUGGCGUGGAGGAUAGGAAUUUGGUACGGCCCUCUGUAUAUUUUAUUGGCUCUGAUGUUUACCUCUAACAUCUAUAUUGCCUGGUACCUUCGAAAAUUGAACCAAGGGUCGGUUAUCAGAGAUCGAGGCCAGAACCCAAACCUGGAGCGAAUGAUAUCUCGUGUUAACCAAGAUGUGCGGACUCUCCUGGGCUAUCCUAUAGUUUACCUCGUACUGGCGAUAUUCACUCUGGCAAAUAGAAUACACAACGCCGUCCAUGGAGAUGCCAAGUCGAACUUUGGGCUGGUUGUGAUAUACACUAUUUCUAUCACCAUCACGGGAACUUGUAAUGCUGUAGUAUUUGGUUGGAGCUCUGAAACUAGACACAACCUCAAACCGAAGAUAUUUUGGGCCCACUUGAAGACUUUCUACAAGGCCGAGCAAACCGACAUCUACGAAUUCCCAUUAGACCAAUCAGCCCCUGGUGGGGUCGGGCAAGAUCCAGUUUGGUUUGUGACGUCACCAACCACUGCGCAGGCGCAUGUGGAAGCGGAGUACGGGCAGAGUAACCCAAUUGCCCUUGAUGAAACUGACAUUUGAUAAUUGACAAUGUAUUUGACAAUGUAGAACGAUAUAUUUGUGUGCACUAGAAGAAUUGGGAAUGGAUUAUUGUCUGUUAGGCCCCGUUUACUGUUUUUGUCCAGUUUAGUGAAAUAUUUAGUCUGUUUUAUGGCAGCGCAAACAUUUGUAAUGUGUCAGAGCUAUACUAACAAGGGCUAGAUGAACUACCGGUACCAUGCGUUAAUCUUGAACGGAAGUAGAUCAAUUUUUUAUUAGAGAUGAGUCUCUUAUCGAACUGUGGCAAUUCGAAAUGUGUACAAGGGCAGUGACGCCGUCAGGAUCUCCAUUUUAAAGUAUGCUAUACGGAUAUCAGAAAAAAUGUUGUCCUAAUGAUAAAUCAUUGGUCAAUACGUCCCAUUACUUGGGUUUGGUGGUCUACAUAUGAUGAUAUGAUACUGUACAAGUACCCACCGAUACUCGCUAUUAAAACCUUACGUGACCAAUUAACAGGCGUGAAUGGAACUUCGACAAUGGAGAAGUUUUCUCCCGCCAGCAGUGAAUCCCCAGAUCGGAUUUAGAUACCCAAGAUUGUUAUCAUUUAUGAGUGUGUGAAAAAAUAAAUUUUCAAACAAAUUAGAAUAGAAAGAAGUGAGGUGGGUCGACCGGGAUGGGGGGGGGUCAGCGGUCGACUGACCUGUAGGGUCAGUGGUUAUAAAGCAGUGUGCAGUUUUAGACUGUAGGACGCUGUAAUUGUCCAGCAUUUCCCAGGGAGUUAAGUUGCAUUUUUUUAGCUUAUAUAUUUUACUAACAGAGUAUUGUGUGAUUACUUCAUUAAAGGGAUAAAAACUUUUCAUUUUGAGCAAAAAAGGGGGUUUUCCUGAGGUAAACAACGAUUUUCCCAUAACAACCAAUAAUAAAUGAAUACGUUCUAACAUUCAAAGUUAAUCCCUGUUUUUUUUUCUAAAAAUGUUUUUCUUGUUAUUAUCUCUUAAGAGAUUAUUAUGUGGUCGAAUGACUAGCACGGAUUCCACAAUAAUUGCGAUUACCGCCGUUUUGGUGGUUAAAUAGAAUUUAUUAUAUUGCUGUGGAUAUUUUACAAUAUAUUUA